AUGUCGGAGGAGGCGGUGCGUCAGACGCGCAGCCAGAAGCGGGCCUUGGAGAGGGACGUGGUGGCCCCUGGCAGUCCCGGGGGGGAGCAGGACAUUAAGAAGGUGAAGCUGGAGAACUGUGACCUGCCACCUGCAGCAGAUGGCCCUAUAGCUCCAGUGGCUUUGGGAGGAGGAGAUGUGGUGAAGAUGGAGCAGGCAGCCAAGGUGGCCAGCAUGAGCAUCCUGAAGACCGGCGAGGUCAAGGCUACCAUCAAAGUGGAGGUGCAGACUGGGGACGGGCCUGUCGACAUGAGCACGUCCAAGAGGUAAGAAGAACACUGAUUACACACGCUGUGUAAACCUACACUCUUUCUGGCUGUACGUUUGAACAAGGCCUAACUGGACUAUGGUCCCUCAGACGCCGUCUAUUUUUGUUAAUAACAUUACCAUCACACUCUGGAUUCAGAUUUCGUUUUAGAAUGUUGCUCUAAAAUGUAAUUUUUCCUAUCUGGAAUGUGCAUGUUUACAAUAUGAUGGCUUGUCUCUGAGUCUGCACAGGGUACAUUUUGGUGACUAGGGAAUGUAGUGUUUUGACUGGAAAUUGACAUUUGCUUGGAAAGCAAGUUUGCCUUCAAAUACCAUUUUAAAAGUAGAACAUUGUUAAUCCAGAAAGGCAAAUAUGGGAUGAUGUCGAUAAUGUCUUGAAUUGAUUAUCCAGAUGUUAAGAACGUUUUUGGUUAAUUUUGGAAGUUGUAUUUAUCUACUGAGGCAGUAUGCGAGAGAGGCCUUGUCCAGAUCUUCAGAUAUGGUUGGGUUAAAAUUAGUAAUGAGGAUGGUCAUGUGCUGUUGUUGAUGGUGGGUGGGGUGGGGUGGGGUGGGGGGGGGGGGGGGGGGGGGUUGUGGAAAAAAAGUUGUACUCUUUGACAGUGUGUGUUGCAAUGACUGUGUGUAGGUGUGUUUGAACUGCUGUCUGCCUUAGCUAGCAAGUGGGCUUCUCACACAGGAAGUGCGUGUGUGCUCCCUCUGUUCCGGGUGGCCUGCCCCCAUUUUGAAAAGUCAGACGCUCCGGCUGAUAGGCUCCAUUUUCUCCAGCACCUGAACUCUGCCUCACUUCAUACAAAAUGAAGGCUAUGUGUCACAAACUGGUUCCAGCCGGCCGUUGCCAUGGUUUCCACUUUGGAAGGAGCAGUUGGGGGAAGGAGGGGCUGUUGUUGAGUGGGUGUGUCACAUGACCAGGGCAGGGAAAUGUCUGAUGUCAUGAUGUGAUCUCUUCACUUGGUAGAGUCAUUAAUAUACACUGGAAGUGAGAGCAGUAGUAAGCAAGGAAGAUAGCUGCCAAGGAAGGGCUUUUUAGUUAUGUAUCGUAGAAGUUCGCCCUCAUGUCACCUUUGCCCUUUUCUUCACCCUAAGCCUGUGCUGCUAUAGUUUCCAUGUUUUUUGUAGAACUUUUAGUGUUUGCAGAGGAGAUCUAGCAUUUUGAGGCAACUGUUUCAGAAAUGGGUUGCAGAGUGGUAGAAUAUGCAUUGCUUUCCAAUGUCAUUGAAUUAGAAAGAUAUAUUAAAACACUUUAUUUUGGCUAGAUAGACCUUUAUAGACUAGAGCAAAUGGUUGAUGACAUUUGUCUAUGUCCAGUUUCAUGAAUAUUGGUUUGUACCAAUACCUACCUCACAUGAUGUUACUCUUUCAGUGGAAGUGUGAGUCAAUACUGCAGAGUAUUCUAGAGAAGUAGUAGCUUGUAGAAACAGAAGCAGUGGCCACUGGAUCUUAUGUAACCACAUACUUGGCUUUUGUUUAUGCUUGUCUAAUCAGCUUUCAUGGUGGAGGAGAUCGCCUUGUCACCACAUAUAUAAUAACCCUCGCUUUGCCCAUUGCCAGGGCUAGGAGUUUCUCCUGGUUAGGUUGUGUGUGACUGUGUGGUCCUAUCCAUUGGUUUACUUUUUGCCCUACUUGGUCCAUUGCUUUACAAGCCCUCUGUAUCACCAGCUGUGGAUGGUGUGACUGUAAACCAUAGCUACCGUAUCUCUCUCUGCCUGCCCUCUAAACUGAACGAGGCCUCAGCCCUGUUACCACCGCAGGGCCCUGGGAUGUUUUGCACCAGCCAGGGAGACUGUGUCGUCGUUGAUAUGCCUGUGUCCUACCCUCUGCAUCGUAGUCCAAGACACACACACAGUCAGUCGGUCAGUGAAUGAGUGAGUGAGGGUGUAUACAAUAGGCUGGCUCCUGGCCACGUUCCCCUCCCCCACCCCUCUCUCUCUCUCCCCUCCAGUGUCUCCCGCGGGCCUCUGCUCUGCGACUCUGGUGUCAGCAGCUGGGAGGGGUGGGGCCCCAGGCACAGCUACUGUCCGUACAAAGAGUCAACGUGCCCCCCCCCCCCCCCCCCCACCACCUCCAUCUACCCACCUCACACACACCAACCUCACUCCCCCACUGGGUACGAGCGGGACGCCUGCUGUGUAGGGGCCGGCGAGCUAUCUCCUCCAUCGGCCUUUCACUCCCCCUCUCUGUCACAGGCUCCACGCUGCAUACCGCUACUCCUCUUUGUCCUCCACAGGCUGGAGGAAACAACAGCUAGCUACAGCCACAGAGGGAGCUAUGAGGCCAGGUCUAAUCGCACAGCCGGCCUAGGCCUACAACUUGUAGCUCGGGCCUAGAAGCUCACGUAUUUUGGCUCUGUUUUGAAUGCAUUUUCUCCUCUUAUAUUCCAGUUGUAAGGAGUUGGAGUCUGCUUGCUAUUCAGACAGGGCUCUGAAAAGCGCUCCCACUCCGCCAUGAUGGCUCUAUUGAUCGCAGAUCAAUUUGGGUGUCCCACCACUACUGCUCACUCAUAGACCACUGAAAUGUUAUCAUUUACCGCCCUCUACUGGACACAUCUUGCUACUGUAUGUUUUUGCAUACACGCUCAAGUGGCUCUCAUUUGCUAGGUGAUUAGUGUUGUAUGAUCACACUCAAAUUAAUUUCCAAAAUGUGUGAGGAGAGGGAUUGUCACUCAAGGGGGGUUUUGCUCUCCAUAUGUUUUAUUUUGCCUAGUAGAGUUUAGUUGUAUAAAGUAGUUAAUUGUUUGUUUCUCUCUCUUCUCCCAGUGAAGUAAAGAAAGAGAAGCAUCCCCUGUCACCAAACAAUGACGUCAUAGUGCUGUCAGACAACGAGCCGUCCAGCCCCGUCAUGAACGGCUUGAACCACUUCAGGAAGACAGACACUGACCUGCUCAUGGUACGACCUGACACACACACACACACACACACACACACAGCGACUCCUCUCCUUUGUACUACUCACAAUGUUUCUUUAUCUAUUAAUUAAAUUAAAAUGUAAUUGUGUGUAUGACCCCCUGCUGUCUUCCCUUGUGUAGAAGAGCAGGCCAGAUGAGAGGGAGCGCAUCAUCAAACAGUUGAUGGAGGAGCUGAGACUACAAGAGGCCAAGCUGGUGCUGCUGAAGAAACUACGACAGAGCCAGACACAGAAGGAGAGCACUGUACAGAAGGUAUCUAAAGAAAUGGCCAUGCACACACACACUGUUUCCGCUAAACUCCUAGAUUGCCAUCAAUAGUCUGGUCUCUCUCGCUCCUCCAGCCAACCUCUGGCUCUGUAGCCACUCCUCCACCUCUGGUCAGAGGCAGCAUGACAUCAGGCAAAGGACCGCUACAGGUACAGACAGCUACUGCUCACCACCACUACACAAUGCAAUCAUACGUAUCUACAUUACUGUUAUUGUGUACAGCACAUUCACACUCAUUGUAAUAGUAUAUCAGUGCAUCCAUUCAACCACUAAGCACAUUCAAGCUCUCUGUACUAGCUUGUUGUCAGUGUAUCUGUUCAACCAUGCUGUGCUGUCAGAGGUAAUCACACGCAGUUAGCUGUGACACACUACAGCUGAUGUGAAAUGGCUCUGUUUUGCAUCUACUUUAUGUGACUUGACAGAACGAUUUAAAUAUGACAUGACAGGGACUGGCCACUUGCCAGCAAAUGUCAACACUGAUCAUGUGAUAUCAGCAAAUCUCGUUGCCAUUAAAUCAUGAUUUAGCCAAAGGUCUGAGGUACACGUGGGGAUCUUGAGUUGGGAAUCUUCCCUCAUAGUAUGGGUUCGUCAUGUGGUUGUUUUGAGUUUAAACCCGGUUGUUGUUGUGUCCAGGUGUCGUCAGUCCGUAGCUCAGGCACAGUGAUCCCUCCUCCAUUGGUCCGGGGUGGGCAGCAUGUCCCGUCCAAGCAGAACUCCCAGACCAUCAUGCCACCCCUGGUCAGAGGGGCGCAGGUAACUUAUACUCUGGUACUUACCUUUUUAAACAUACAUUUGUUGUCUGUUGAGAAUGCCCCUUUGGUACUUGUGCAAUGUGAGUUAUUAAUAAGAGUUCUACAUUCUCUGCAUGAUCAGUGUAUAUUUUCAGAAUAUGUUUUUAUGCUACUUUCAUGCUUUCAAAACAAAUUCCUUGGAUGUGAACUCUCUGCAACUAAUAGACCAAAUGCAUAACACAUAGUUGGUUUUACACGCAAAGCGCUUGUCAGUCUUUUCUAGUAAAUUCAUUUUACAAUGAUAUGGAUAUUCUGUUUAUCUUCUCUCAAUCUCCGCUCUCUCUCUUGCCUCUGUCCCUCUCCCUGUGUGUGUGACUCCCCCCUUCCCCUCCCUUAUGUCCAUGCCGUACCCUAUCUGCCUGUGUGUGUGACGUUGUCAGCCCAUCGCGGUGUCUCCCCAGCAGAUUGCGUCCCUGCGGCAGCAGCAGCAGCAGCAGCAGCAGCAGCAGCAAUCUGGGUCUGGCCCCCCUCCCCUGCUGCUGGCCCCCAGGGCCUCUGUCCCCAAAGUCCAGGUGCAGGGCCAGAGGAUCAUCCAGCAGGGCCUCAUCAGGGUGGCCAACGUCCCCAACACCAACGUCCUGGUCAACAUACCACAGGUCAGACCACACUCUAUCACCCAGGACAGUCAGAAACACAGGUCACUAACGUACUGGCCAGCAUCUUACAUUGAGACCCCUUCGACUCCCAACAGCAUUACUUUUCCAUCUCUUUUCAUCCUGUUUAAUAUGUGUGUCUGUUCCACAGGGCUCUCAGAAGGGCUCGUCCGUGAUGUCCCAGGCCGGGAUGGGCAGCAUCGUGUCCACGGUCCAGGCCAACGAGUCCCCGGCCGCUCGCCAGGCAGCCGCCAAGCUGGCUCUGCGUAAGCAGCUGGAGAAGACCCUGCUGGAUAUCCCUCCUCCCAAACCUCCCACCCCCGAAUUCAACUUCCUGCCGUCAGCAGCCAACAACGAGUUCAUCUACCUGGUGGGCCUGGAGGAGGUGGUGCAGAACCUGCUGGAUACACUGGGACGGGGUGGGUUUAUAUUUUCAUUCAGAAAUAUUGAUUCCUUACAUCAGCAGUUUAUAAGCUCUUUAUGGUAGUAGUAGUAGCUAAUCUCUUAGUUAUUUUCAUUCUUGCUGUAUUUGAAAGCUGCUGGCAAAAGGUACGUAAUACUGACAUGUCACUUUUCUGUGUUUCUCUCAGGCAAGCAACAGGGUCAGUCUGUUGCCCCGGAGACCCCCGUCCCUGAAGAGCCACACACCUGCGCCCAGUGCAAGACGGACUUCACGUCGCGCUGGCGCUCGGAGAAGAGCGGCCCCGUUCUGUGCGACCACUGCAUGUCGUACAACCUGAAGAAGGCCCUGAAGGCGGAGCACACCAACCGGCUGAAGGCGGCCUUCGUCAAGGCCCUGCAGCAGGAGCAAGAGAUAGAGCAGCGCAUCCUCCAGCAGGCUGCCUCCCCAGUCUCCAAAACACCCUCCUCUUCCUCGGGGAUGAAGAGCGAGCACCAGCAGCACGUGCUGGUUUCACAGCAGUACAAGCAGGCCAGAGCCCAGCUUCAGCACCAGCAUAGAGGCACGCCUGUGGCCCGCCACCACUCCUCCAUCAAGCAGGUCAGCACUGGGACACAACACUACCGCUACACACUACUAACUCAUACAAAAGGGGAAGCUUGUCUGGUGUACAUUUUCUGAUACCUUAAAAAAAACUGUGGCAUCCUUUUUAAUUCUAUUAACACAUUGGGUCACGUUGGUUAAUGACUAAUGUUCAAGUUUUCUCCCUCCUCCCUCUCUCAGAGCCCUGGUCAGCUGUCCCGUAGUGGUCAGCAGGCGGUGGGGUCUCGUGGUGUCACUCACUCGUUCCCCACGUCCUCUCAGCAGCUGCAGAACGCUGUAACUGCGGCCACGCUGGUCAGCAGGUCAGGUAAGCAUGCCAUGCGCCCGGCGCAAGGGGCAAAGGGCAGCAGCGGCAGCAGUAACCCCUCGGCCAACCCCAACACCUGGAGGAAGCAGACCACAGGGAACUCAGGUAGAUGAACCUCUACAGGACAGAGACAAGACCCUGUCCUCACCUGCACACCAUGUUGCUCUCCCUCUUUUUUUCCCCUUUCUCUCUUCUCUCCCUCCCUGGCGACCUAAAAUACAUUAUAGUGUCACGAAAGGUUGUGGAAGGUGCAUUACUACCUCAAUGGGUGACUUAGUCUGAUAUGUAGAUUGGCUUUAGCUAGCUGACCCCUUCUCUCUCUCUCACUCACUCACACACUGUUAUUUUUCCUGGUGGUGGAUCAGACUAAUUUGUGUGUUUAAAAUGUAGAAUCCAUUAAUUCCAAUGAAACAUUUUAUUUUGUGUCCUUGAAUUUUGCUGUAAUGGUUGCAGACAGGCUAAUGGAUGGUAGAGGGUGUUUGAGAUGUUUCCUGUUUGUGUCCCUGGUUCCAGUCCUGUAUACUCACUGCUGUGGUUGUUGUCUCCCUCCCAGGUGUGACCAUGGCCUAUGUGAACCCCAGCCUGUCUGUCCACAAGACCACCACCUCAGCCAACCUGGAGCGCCAGAGAGAGUACCUCCUGGACAUGAUCCCCUCCCGCUCCAUCUCCCAGACAGCCAACACAUGGAAAUAAUACUACCACCUCAAUCAACCCUUAUUUUUAAUCUGAAUAAUAGUCAUUCUCAUUAUCAAUUUAACAAAAGACUCCUCUCGGGAAAACAACAUCACAAUCUACCAUCGACCAAUGAAAUAAAAACUAAACGCACCUCUCCUUACGUUCCCUCCCUCCGUCAUCUUCCUGUGAGUCUUCAGUUCUAGUGUGGAGCGCUGGUGUUGUACUGGGAGAGUACAGGGCUCUGAGAUAUGCUACAUCCAAAAGGGUGGCAUGGACUUAAUCUAUCUCAAACAUUUCUGGUGCCCCCCUUCCCUUCCUGGGCAGAUCUUCACACAUUCGCACCGAGAGGGAGGGAUGUCCCAGUCCAGCUGUGUCGGUGGCUCUGAUUGGCUAUCCAGGCGAUGGGACAGUCAACAUCGUCCACUGUGAAUGAUGCGCCUUACUUCACCCCCCCCUUCUACCUGGGAGAGCCAGGACCGGGUCUCUCUCUGGCCUCAGUGGCAGGGCUGGUGGCACAAGACUGCAGACAGACAGACGUCAUGGCAGGGACUGUGGGUGACACCUCGAUCACACCGACAGCUUUAUUGCAUUUUGGUACACCAGAAGU
Molecule: messenger RNA, 7451 nt
Organism: Coregonus sp. 'balchen'
Lineage: Eukaryota; Metazoa; Chordata; Actinopteri; Salmoniformes; Salmonidae
Source: the annotation of a GenBank genome assembly